Messenger RNA from Bolinopsis microptera, 754 nucleotides. Its product is annotated as E3 ubiquitin-protein ligase LNX-like. The transcript is spliced from 2 exons. Gene Ontology annotation, molecular function: ubiquitin protein ligase activity. The record is from RefSeq and is a predicted model, not a curated record. Lineage: Eukaryota; Metazoa; Ctenophora; Tentaculata; Lobata; Bolinopsidae. Gene Ontology annotation, biological process: protein polyubiquitination; ubiquitin-dependent protein catabolic process. Bases 40 to 663 code for a protein of 207 amino acids.
UUGAUGACAGUGUGAAGAUGAUACAACAAUGAUACUGAGAUGGCAGAGGACGAAGAACGCAGAUUUCUAGACCCAGGAAGUGUUAGUAAGCACCUAUACUGCUCCAUAUGUAUGGAAGUGUUUCUUAAACCACUGCGCGCACCCUGCGGGCACUCCUACUGUAGUGUGUGUAUCGAACAGUGGCUGAAAAACCGCAAAACUUGCCCAGAGGACAGGAAACCCUUGCGGAGGAACCAGAUGCACUUUGACUUUAUCUUAGAGAACAUUAUAGGAGAUCACAGGGUGGCGUGUCCGUUUAGGAGGAGGGGGUGUGAUGUGGUGAUCCCUCUAACUAACAUCUCCUCUCACAAAAGAGAGUGUGAUCUGAACCCUGACAAUCUCCCUGACUUCCUCGCUCACGAGGCUCCUCCUCAACUUCAGUUAUCAAGGACGAGUGAUUCUGACGGUUCUGAUGAUCUCGGAGAGGUACCUGUAAUGUCACUAAAAAUGAGACUUUUCAAGGGAAGAAAAAGAAAAGAGCUGUGCUCAAUGUUCGAUACUAACCAUCUCUCCAAGACUAUGUGUCUGGACGUCAGCUCGGAUAAAGAGAACUCAGAUAGUGACAGAGAAGAGAGCAGUCUACUUCACAAGAACUCCUCUCUAGUAGUAGUACUGCAGCUGUAGAGGACACUUGACUCUGCAGAGUUUUUAGAUUUUAGUUUAUAAAUUUAGUUUAGAUUUAAGUAUUCUACUUUGGGAUGACGAGAUAACCUAA